CAGUUCACACUUCACAUGAUUGCCCCUUACCUCGCUAGGCAGGCGACAACCUUUCCUUCCCCAGCUCAAAUGUACUAUAGGUGUAAUUUACCCCAGCCAUUAGCAUACUCCCCGCUUUCCCUAGGGUCUACAGUGUCCAACGUUGCGAUUCCGAUGUUGGCGGCGCUGCGAUCUCGCUUUUUCCUUUCCACUUCACCAUCAUCUUCUUUCAUCCAUCGAUCAUGGAAGCUAGGGUUUUCAGGUUCCAGCCACACUUUCUUUUCAUCAAAUGUCGAAUCCAGCAGCAGCAACAAAGGUUUACUGGACAUAAACGAGGUUGAGAACGUUCUCAAAGACGUGAGAGCGGACGACGUGAAAGUGAUACCAGUUGGAAAGCACUGUGAUUGGGCUGAUUAUAUGGUGGUCGCCACCGGUAGGUCGACAUGGCAUGUCAAGAACAUCGCUCAGGCACUUAUUUACAAGGCUAAGGAAAAGCAGAGAGGAGCUCAGCGGAUGAUGCUUCCAAGCUUGGAAGGGCAAGAGGGAGGAAAGUGGAUUGUCAUUGAUUCUGGUAAGGUAAUAAUUCAUGCUCUUGAUGAGAAGGCCAGAGCUUAUUACAAUUUGGAAGAUCUCUGGACCUCUGGCAUGCCGCCAAAAGAACCUGUUCAGGAUUUAGAGAAAGCGUUUGUGAAAAUUCGUCCCAAGAAUAAUUCAAAAAGACGAGCAGAAAGGCAUGCCUAAGCCCAGAUGAAUGAAAAUUUGCUUAUUUAGUUUUUUCACAUCAUGAAGUUCUUUGCUUCAUUCUUUGUGAUCUGUACAUUGUAAUCUCCAGUAGGUUUCAUUUGCAGUUAAUGGUACUUUUAAUA
Molecule: messenger RNA, 845 nt
Organism: Hevea brasiliensis (rubber tree)
Lineage: Eukaryota; Viridiplantae; Streptophyta; Magnoliopsida; Malpighiales; Euphorbiaceae
Product: protein Iojap-related, mitochondrial
Exons: 5
Coding region: 16-720 (234 amino acids)
Biological process (GO): negative regulation of ribosome biogenesis; negative regulation of translation
Molecular function (GO): ribosomal large subunit binding
Source: RefSeq, a predicted model, not a curated record